CAUGUAUUUACAACGAAUUCAUCUAUGCACACGUCAUCAAAUCGUAUUCGCCGAGUCGGCCGAAGUAGAUUGAAGUAGAUACAGUAACGUGAAGUGUCAGCCGGCAAUUUAUAUUGUAGCAAAUUAGCUUGUUUACAUAUACAGCAAAAUGGACUACAUUUAUAGACUACCAUUUUUCGUUUUAGAAGUUCCUAAUUUAAGAAUCAAAAGACCAUCCUGGUUCGUCCAACCCAGUGCAAUGAUUAUUUUUUCUUUGGUGCUACUAUCAUAUUUUUUAGUGACAGGAGGUGUAAUAUAUGAUGUAAUCGUUGAACCACCAAGUGUAGGAUCUACAACCGAUGAACAUGGCCAUACACGGCCUGUGGCAUUUAUGCCUUACCGUAUCAAUGGACAAUAUAUUAUGGAGGGCCUGGCAUCUAGUUUUCUGUUUACUCUUGGUGGACUAGGUUUUGUGGUACUUGAUCAAACUCACAGUCCAUCAACACCAAAACUCAACAGAAUUCUUUUGAUAUGUGUUGGAUUUAUCAGCAUUCUAGUCUCCUUCAUUACAUGUUGGAUAUUUAUGCGCAUGAAAUUACCAGGAUAUAUUCAGUCAUAGAUGACACCAUAAUGAGUACAAAUAUGAAUUUUACUUUGUGUCUUAUUUUAUCAUGGAUAAGGACAAAGAAUAAAAGCGAGUUUUGCAAUGGAACACAUUCUGUUUA
Molecule: messenger RNA, 704 nt
Organism: Cephus cinctus (wheat stem sawfly)
Lineage: Eukaryota; Metazoa; Arthropoda; Insecta; Hymenoptera; Cephidae
Product: oligosaccharyltransferase complex subunit OSTC
Exons: 4
Coding region: 149-598 (149 amino acids)
Cellular component (GO): oligosaccharyltransferase complex
Source: RefSeq, a predicted model, not a curated record